Phlebotomus argentipes is the source of this 1095-nucleotide messenger RNA. Its product is annotated as glycine N-methyltransferase. Gene Ontology annotation, molecular function: S-adenosyl-L-methionine binding; glycine binding; glycine N-methyltransferase activity. The transcript is spliced from 5 exons. The record is from RefSeq and is a predicted model, not a curated record. NCBI's taxonomy places the organism in Eukaryota, Metazoa, Arthropoda, Insecta, Diptera, Psychodidae. Gene Ontology annotation, biological process: protein homotetramerization; regulation of gluconeogenesis; S-adenosylmethionine metabolic process. Bases 92 to 955 code for a protein of 287 amino acids. Gene Ontology annotation, cellular component: cytosol.
CCCAAGUGUUCAAUCAGAAAAGUGUUGAUCAUCCGCGUGAGAAGAUCUCGCGAAUCCUUCCGCCGAUUUUGACGUAGAAAAGUGCAUCAGAAUGCUGGACGACAGUGUGAUAUUAACUCGAUCUUCGGGUGUUUCUGCCGAAGGCGUCAAGGAUCAGUAUGCUGACGGAAAGGCGGCCAAAGUGUGGGAGAUCUUCAUCGGUGACAAGCGCUCAAGGACGGACAAUUACAGGAAUUUCCUCGUGAAUCUCCUGAAGAAGCACGGCUGCAAGAGAAUCCUCGAUGUUGCGUGCGGAACUGGUGUUGACUCCAUUUUGCUGGUGGAAGAGGGCUUUGAGGUGGUUUCCGCCGACAUUUCGGACAAGAUGCUGAAAUACGCGCUGCAAGAGCGCUGGGAGCGUCGCAAAGAGAAGGCCUUCGACAAUUGGGUGAUCGAGGAAGCCAACUGGCUGACGGUGCCUCAGGAGCUCGGCCACCUGAUCGGCGACGGAUUCGACGCUGUGAUUUGCCUGGGAAACUCCUUCGCGCACAUGACGGACUCUUAUGGCGAUCAGCGCGAUCAGAAGCUCGCGAUCGCGAAUUUCGAGCGAUGCGUGAAGCCUGGCGGUCUUCUGCUGAUCGAUCAUCGCAACUACGACAACAUUCUCAAGACUGGAAGCACGCCGUCCAAGUGCAUCUACUACAAUAAUGAUCACAUGUCUGACAUCAAGACCUCCGUUCUCUAUGUGGGCGGAAAAGCCACGCAGGUCAUUCUGGACUACUCAAUCAGCAACGGCAACGGCGAAACGAGUGAAUUCCGAUUGUCUUACUAUCCGCACAAGCUGGAGGUCUUCAAGCGCAUUCUGGAGGAAGUGUUCGGGAAGAAGGCAAAGUACGACAUUUACGGUGACUUCAAGCCUCUGACUGAGACUGCGACUCCCGGAUUUUACAUCCACGUUGUCCAGAAGGCCAAAUAAUUGCCGCUUAAUGAGCUUCACGUGAAUUAAUCGCACUUUAUUAGAUAACUAUGGCAUAGAGUUGGGCGAUUUUCUUACAUUUCAACCUUCACGUCAUUUUUUUUUAUAUGCAAAAAUAGAGAUUUUUAUAAAGAGGAAAA